This is a messenger RNA of Hippocampus comes (tiger tail seahorse), 2771 nucleotides long. RefSeq names its product fibrinogen-like 1 (gene fgl1). Gene Ontology annotation, molecular function: protein-macromolecule adaptor activity; extracellular matrix structural constituent. Bases 1037 to 2011 code for a protein of 324 amino acids. NCBI's taxonomy places the organism in Eukaryota, Metazoa, Chordata, Actinopteri, Syngnathiformes, Syngnathidae. Gene Ontology annotation, cellular component: fibrinogen complex. The transcript has 11 exons. Gene Ontology annotation, biological process: platelet aggregation; blood coagulation; blood coagulation, common pathway. The record is from RefSeq and is a predicted model, not a curated record.
CAACCCAUCGCUGAAAAUGUCAAAGUUACGGCCCUAUAGCCUCACGAUAUUUCUUUCUGAGAUUCAGGAUAUGGUCACUGCAAGCUCUGUAGCUGUGUCAGCCAGUGACUCUUCAUGAACAAAGUCCAUCUUAACAUUUCUGGAAGGCUCCAGGAAGUGACUGUGACAUGGUCCUCUCAAAAGGAACGUUGUGCGUGUGGGGGAGGGAAAUGAUGGAGCUUGCGGUUGUGCUUAUUGCAGCCAGUGUGGUACCAGUGUCUGCAGCAGAACAGUCCAGCCUCAUCGAAAGUCUCUUCUUGGCUACGCAUCAGCGCCCCUGGCUCUGGGGUGUCUAUGUUUUCACCGUUGGACUUCCCAUUAUUCUUUUCAUCAGCUUCAUGUGGCCUGACAUGAGGUUUGGCCCCCCUGACCAACAAUAUUACUACAAGAAGUUUGACGACGAACAACCAGAUGACCCGGAGAGCCACCAAGAGAAACAACCAAUGCACAGCAGUGGCGAAGACAGACCAUUGGCAAGAAGAAGAGACACUCAUGGUUGCCAGAGACACAGUCACUAAGAAAUGAAGAUUCAACAGAUCCAAGAAGCCCUCCACUGGUCUAGAACGCCCCCUCCCAAAAAUGUGACAAAAGAGGCCGAAGUGUCAGAAGACAGAAAGUGGAAGAACUCUUUUUAUUUCGCUCUUUUCCAAGUACUCAUCAAAUGCAAAAGGAAUGAAGAAAUAUGAUCAAAACAACUGAUUUCGCGUCUUCUUCUUAAACUCCAUUCAGUUAAACGGCAACAACAUGUCUGAAAUGGUUUUGGAAUUGAUAAGUGAGCAUCUGUUCUUAAUAUUUCCUGCAUGCUUUGAAGGUUUUAUCACUGUAGAUAAUCAGGCAUUUUCGUCAGUGUCUUGGCCCUGCCUGGCUUUGUUAUGUUCCCAGUGUUGGGGAAAAAGUAGAAAAAAGAAAACAAAACCUUGAAAGCACCGCUGAAGGCACAGAAGAGCUCUGCUCACUUUUUUUGUGUGUGUUUCAUUUCCAACAAACUCUGAAGAGGAUGCAGGCCGCACAGCUCCACUUGCAUGGCGUUCGUCUGACGUUCUUCAUAAUUUGCUUUCAUUUACUUGGUGCAUCAGACCAGUGUGAUGAGGAACUGACGAGGCUGAGGGAACAAGAGAAGCUUCUGAAAAGUCAGCUCCAAAAACAAGACCUCCUCCUACGCAGACUACGAUUGUUUAACCAAGCCGGCCAUGAGGCAAAUAACAGAGUCAACCGAACGCAGCGCGAAGUGUUGCCAGACUGCUCCCAUCUCUACACUUCUGGCUUGAAAGCCAGUGGUUACUACAACAUCCAACCGCAUGGCUCCGUUGCGCCCGUCAGAGUCUACUGUGACAUGACUGAAGGAGGUGGUUGGACUGUGAUUCAAAAAAGGAUCAAUGGAGCAGAAAAUUUUAACAGGUCAUGGGUGGAAUACAAGGAUGGUUUUGGAAACAUGGUUGCAGACCUCGGGGAGUUUUGGCUUGGGAAUGACAUUCUGCAUUCUAUCACUGCACAAGGCAAUUAUACACUAAGGAUUCAUCUGGAAGACUUUGAGGGGAACCAACGUCAUGCCGAGUACAGGAAUUUCAAAGUUGCGGAUGAAAAGGAUCACUACAGACUCACUUUUGGCGCCUACACUGGCACAGCAGGAGACGCUUUGUCUGGCAGUUACCAGGCCGGUGUGUCAGACUGGGCCAGUCACCAGGGCAUCAGCUUCAGCACCUUUGACAAGGACAAUGACAACUACCAAGGCAGUUGUGCACAGGAAGAUAAAGGAGGAUGGUGGUUCAACAAGUGCCACUCAGCACAUCUGAAUGGCAGGUACUAUCCCGGUGGAUACUAUAGUGGACUGACAGAUGAUGGCGUGGUUUGGUACACAUGGAGAGGAUGGUGGUAUUCCCUGAAAAGCAGCAUCAUGAAACUACGGCCUGACAACUUCAAAAUUGACCCUUUGGAUGACCCCAAUGUUGUUCGCAGAGAUCCUCCAUCUUAAGUCGAAGGUGUCUUGAAAUACAGGCUGAACGCGGUGCCAUGAAAAAGCUUGCACAAUAUUAAUGGAAACAACGGCUAUAAAUAAUUACACUAUUAUUAAAAUAGUUGUCAAUUAAUUUGAUAAUUGAUUAAUUGUUGAUUAAUCAAUUCAUUUUAACACCACUGCUCCACCAUUUAUGGUCAAGUAAGCUUGAAGGCUUAUUACACAGGACACCGAUGCUAUUCAUUAGCCUUUCGAUGGCGUUUUCCAUUAUUUGUAAUCAUUAAACUAAGGGGACUUUCCUAAGGCAAAGCUACGUGGUUGUUUUGAACGUAGGAUGAGGAAUUCUCUUGGUGUGAUGUUUAGUUUGACAGUACAAUACAAUACAAUAUAUGCUGAUUUAUAUCGCGCUUUCACAACAGCUGCAUCUGUAACAAAGCGCUUAACAAAACAGUUAAACGUCAACUGCGAGUUGCAUGUCACAGCAUCAAGCCACUCUUUUCAAAAAUUGUUCAUUCUGAACUGCUGCUUUGUUUGAAGUGAGGACUCCACUUACCGCACUCAUAUCUUUCAAAAAAAUUGAAUAUUUGUAGGCACCUCUGUAUUUGCCUUCACAGUUCAUAUUUUUAAUGGCGCAGCAAUUUGCAUAAAGUAGCAAACUAAAAAUAAUAAUUUCCGUUGCAUUUAUGUUGGUCAUUCUCUUAAAACAAAACUAACCAACAAGUCUGUUCUGUUCUGUAUACAUGAUGGCAUGUUGAAGUAAUAAAACACAUGAACACUG